AGCGCGCCUUGGGGUCUCUUGUUGCCAAGAUGGACGACAUAUUCGCUCAGUGUCGGGAAGGCAACGCCGUGGCUGUGCGGCUCUGGUUGGAUAAUACAGAGAAUGAUCUAAACCAGGGGGACGACCAUGGGUUCAGCCCGUUACACUGGGCGUGCCGCGAGGGGCGGAGUAACAUAGUGGACAUGCUGAUAAUGAGAGGCGCCAGAAUCAACGUUAUGAAUCGGGGAGAUGACACCCCACUCCACCUUGCCGCCAGCCAUGGGCACCGGGACAUUGUACAGAAGCUGAUUCAGUAUAAGGCCGACGUCAACGCAGUCAAUGAACAUGGCAACGCCCCCUUGCACUACGCUUGCUUCUGGGCACAGGAGGAGGUGGCCGAGGACCUGGUGAAUAACUCGGGCCUGAUCUAUAUCUGUAACAAGUAUGGUGAAACCCCGCUGGACAAGGCCAAGGCUCAACUAAAGGAACUGCUGAAAGAUCGAGCAGAGAAGAUGGGGCAGAGUAUGAGCAGGAUCCCCUAUAAAGACACUUUCUGGAAAGGGACAACUCGAACCCGACCACGUAACGGCACCCUGAACAAACAGGCCGGCAUUGACUACAAGCAGCUGACCCUCAGCCACAAACUCAAUGACAACCAUUCUGGAGAGCUCUGGAAGGGGCGUUGGCAAGGAAAUGACAUCAUUAUCAAGGUGCUGAAAAUCCGGGACUGGAGCACAAGGAAGAGUCGAGACUUCAAUGAGGAAUACCCCAAACUAAGGAUCUUCUCUCACCCCAAUGUUCUGCCAGUUCUGGGUGCCUGUCAGUCCCCCCCCGCGCCCCACCCUGUGCUCAUCACUCACUGGAUGCCGUACGGGUCCCUCUAUAAUGUCCUGCACGAGGGCACAAAUCUGGUGGUGGAUCAGUGCCAGGCAGUGAAGUUUGGGUUGGACAUCGCUCGGGGAAUGGCCUUCCUACACACCCUGGAGCCGCUCAUCCCACGCCAUUACCUGAACAGCCGCAGCGUCAUGAUUGAUGAGGACAUGACGGCCCGGAUCAGCAUGGCGGAUGUGAAGCUCUCCUUCCAGUGCCCGGGCCGGAUAUACAGCCCCGCGUGGGUGGCGCCUGAGGCGCUGCAGAAACGCCCUGAGGAUAUUAACCGUCGCUCUGCCGACAUGUGGAGUUUCGCUGUUCUGCUGUGGGAGCUGGUGACCCGGGAGGUUCCGUUCGCCGAUCUCUCCAACAUGGAGAUUGGCAUGAAGGUGUCCCUUGAAGGCCUCCGUCCCACCAUCCCCCCGGGGAUCUCGCCCCAUAUCUGCAAGCUGAUGAAGAUCUGUAUGAACGAGGACCCGGCCAAGCGCCCCAAGUUUGACAUGAUCGUCCCCAUCUUGGAGAAGAUGCAGGAGAAAUAAGUGCGCGGCCGACACUCGCACAACCGCUAUACUAGUGCCAACACACAAACUCACAGCUACACAAUCACACAGCCUGCCCGGCCGUGCCACGCGGGUACUAAGUGCCUUUGCAUGAAUGAGAAAUUUGCCCAAACCUGCCCUGUGGCAAAUGGGCAGUGGCACCUACUAUUGCCAUUAUCUGGGGUACAGAGAACCCACUAUUGCCAUAGCCUGGGGUACAGAGAGCCCACUAUUACCAUAGCCUGGGGUACAUAGCUAGGGUACAUAGAACCCACUAUUGCCAUAGCCUGGGGUACAUAGCUAGGGUACAUAGAACCCACUAUUGCCAUAGCCUGGGGUACAGAGAGCCCACUAUUACCAUAGCCUGGGGUACAUAGCUAGGGUACAUAGAACCCACUAUUGCCAUAGCCUGGGGUACAGAGAGCCCACUAUUGCCAUUAUCUGGGGUACAGAGAACCCACUAUUGCCAUAGCCUGGGGUACAGAGAGCCCACUAUUACCAUAGCCUGGGGUACAUAGCUAGGGUACAUAGAACCCACUAUUGCCAUAGCCUGGGGUACAGAGAGCCCACUAUUACCAUAGCCUGGGGUACAUAGCUAGGGUACAUAGAACCCACUAUUGCCAUAGCCUGGGGUACAGAGAGCCCACUAUUACCAUAGCCUGAGGGACAUAGGCAGGGUACAGCAAGCCCACUAUUGCAAUAGCCUGGGGUACAGAGAGCCCACUAUUACCAUUGCCUGGGGUACAUAGUUAGGGUACAUAGAACCCACUAUUGCCAUAGCCUGGGGUACAGAGAGCCCACUAUUACCAUAGCCUGGGGUACAAAGAACCCACCGAAAGUGCCAGCUGGGGCAUGUGGGUGGGGUAUGGGCACCCCAUCGCCAUAGUUACGGGCACAUAGGCAGGGUAUCAGGAGCCCACCGUCUGUCCCUGGCACCGGGGCGUGGGCACAGCCCAUUCUGGCCUUUAACACUCAUCAUUUCACUAGAACCUUUGGGGUCCAUUUGCAUUUCUGGGUUUGCCCCAUACAGUUGGUCCCUGCUGACUCAGUACCGGUACCGUGUAACAAGCGGCAGGAACCAGUAUGUUCAGAAGCAGCUCUGAUUGGUUACUGGGGGCCGGCUGGUGUUUGUGUGUCGGUUACUGCCGAGUUUUGUUUGGUGCAAUCGUGCAGGUACCGCCCCCUUCCUAUAUCUGCCCCGCCUCCACUGCCGCUGCCACCCAUAUAUAUAUAGCGCCUGUCCUGCAAGUGUAUAAAUAUUUAUAUCUGUAUCACUAUGCCAUGUAUCUUACUGUAUGGGGGUGCCCACCGCUCCCCUCUUUCAGCCCAAGAAAGCUAAAGUAUUUUUUUUAUAUAAAUUAACCCUUUGCACCUUGUGACAAACUAAUAAAUAUUAUUUUAAAAAUA
Molecule: messenger RNA, 2795 nt
Organism: Xenopus tropicalis (tropical clawed frog)
Lineage: Eukaryota; Metazoa; Chordata; Amphibia; Anura; Pipidae
Gene: ilk
Product: integrin linked kinase
Biological process (GO): integrin-mediated signaling pathway; anatomical structure morphogenesis
Cellular component (GO): sarcomere; focal adhesion; cell cortex
Molecular function (GO): ATP binding; protein kinase activity
Source: RefSeq, marked validated